Triplophysa rosa is the source of this 525-nucleotide messenger RNA. It is a transcript of the gene urad, whose product is annotated as ureidoimidazoline (2-oxo-4-hydroxy-4-carboxy-5-) decarboxylase. Gene Ontology annotation, biological process: allantoin metabolic process. The coding region runs from base 1 to 525 and encodes 174 amino acids. The record is from RefSeq and is a predicted model, not a curated record. NCBI's taxonomy places the organism in Eukaryota, Metazoa, Chordata, Actinopteri, Cypriniformes, Nemacheilidae. The transcript has 2 exons. Gene Ontology annotation, molecular function: carboxy-lyase activity.
AUGGACAUCAACGUUGUAAAUUCUCUUACAUACGAAGAUUUCGUUAAAAUAUUUGGUAGUGUGGUUGAGAAAUGCCCGCUUAUAUCGGCUGCAGUAUGGUCACGUCGGCCAUUCAAAGACCUAGCAGACAUCGAGACUCACAUAACGGAAUUCAUUCACAGUCUUCCCGACUCAGGUAAAGAGGGCAUCUUGCGGUGUCAUCCUGAUUUAGCUGGCCGAGAUCUCCAAAGCGGGACACUAACACGAGAGUCUCAAGAGGAGCAGAGUCAGGCCGGUAUGGACACACUGGAUUCCGCCGAGAUUCGGCGCAUGUAUCGUCUGAACGCGCAGUACAAAGAGCGCUUUGGCUUCCCUUUUGUCAUUUGUGCCCGUCUGAACAAGAAAGCAGAGAUUUUGCAGCAACUAUCUGAACGCAUCAUGAAUGACCGUGCAGCGGAGAGAGAGGGGGCAAUCGAAGAGGUCAAAAAAAUCUGUAGCCUACGAUUACGCAAUAUUGUCCUAUCUGACAUUCAAACCAAACUGUAA